CACACACACACACACUAAGACCCAGGAAGAGUCUGACUACUAAACUGAAUCCUGUACAUUUUUCUCAUAGUACAUGUAGUAACAACACAAUGGCCUGUACAUUACUACAGGCAUUCCUUGUCAUUCAUGGAUUUAUCUCUCUUUCAGCAGAUUCAUGCGAUUAUUCUUUCCGAAAUGGAUCUCCCGUCACCAUCCAUCUUAAAUACACUGACUUGAGUUCGAAAGAAUUAACCUGGAAACACAAUGAAAAACUUAUAUUUAAAAGAAGGAAUGGAAAGUUCAUACCAGGCAAGGCUGAGGACAUCUUAGAUGAUGGGUCUCUCCAGCUCAAAGGCCCGAUGUUGAAAGACGAAGGUACUUACAAAGCAGAGGUGUUCGACAGCGACGGGAAAAGCAUCAAAGAGCAGUCCUUCAGACUGUGUAUGGAAAAGGUCUCCAAGCCCUCAGUGAAAUUCACCUGUUCUGCUAAGGACGUCACCUUUACCUGUACCUUGACCAACACUGAGGGAGUGAAUUUCAAGUGGAGCAGGAACACAAAGACCCUAGAUAGGGAAACAAAGACAACCUUGACCAUCGAUCGGAAAACACUGAAAGCGUCGGACACCUUCACCUGCUCUGCAGCCAGCGAGGUCAACGAGGAGACUAGUGACGUCAUCCAACCAACAUGCAAAGCUGUCUUGAACUCGGGUGUUCCUCUUUUACUGUUUGGUUUUGAUUUCUGGACCAUGGUGGGCAUCCUGGCCGGGGGAGGGGGCUUGGUACUCCUCCUCAUCAUCACCACCUUGGUGUGCUGCUGCCUCAGCCGACGCAAGAGCCAGAUGCACUUUGAAGAGGAACGAGAGUUGAGACUAGCCCCGCUGACCAAGACCCAGCAUCCUUUCCACCCAGAGGGCCAGACAAAGCAUCCUUUCCACCCAGAGGGCCAGACAAAGCAUCCUUCUCACACAGAGGGCCAGAAGCAAAGGCAGAGACCCCCCGGUGGGGCCCCACCUGGUUCCACUGGCCCCAGGCCCACAGCCAGAGCCUCCAGCCAGGCAGCGCCCCAACCCAGAGCCCAGGCUCGAGAGAGGCCUCCACAGAUACCAAUGGAUGACGAUGAGGAGCAGCCCCCACCGCUACCCCAGCCCAGGAAGAAAGGCCCUCACCCCCCCAGGCAAUGAGUCUGGAAAACAGGUUUAGCCUAUAUACUUUUUGAUCCAAGGAAAGGAGUUCCAACAGUCUACAUGUUGAAAAUGUUAUUAUCUAAAGAAUAGAAAAGGAAGGAAAAAAUACCCAGUGUUCUAUUCUACAUAUUAAUAUAGAUUAUUUUUACACUCAUUUUUAUAUAAAUUAAAUGUUUUUCUUCCAAUGCCUUUUCAAAAUUAUGUGUCAUUGUUUUUAUGUGUUGAGUUGAGUGCUUAGCAAAAUCAUCCAUAGGUUGUAGCCUACCUAUCUAUCCACCUCCUCUUGAAUUUGUGACCUUAACUUGAUGUCUGUGUGGUUGUCAAUAAAAACUAAAGAAUUACA
Messenger RNA from Coregonus clupeaformis (lake whitefish), 1506 nucleotides. RefSeq names its product T-cell surface antigen CD2. Bases 90 to 1160 code for a protein of 356 amino acids. NCBI's taxonomy places the organism in Eukaryota, Metazoa, Chordata, Actinopteri, Salmoniformes, Salmonidae. The transcript is spliced from 5 exons. The record is from RefSeq and is a predicted model, not a curated record.